CAAACCCUUAAAAAAUGGAGGUUCCCCACUCCCCAAUCUUCACCAUAAAGAAAUCCCCCAAUCCUCCCAAGGCCAAGGCCACACCCCAACUAGAAGCUAGCCUACAGUCAAAGCCGACCAAAGUCCGCUCUCAAGAGUACAGAGAUAGGAAGAAACAGUACGUUACGAAGCUAGAAGAGAUUAAUAAGAAAUUGAUAGAAGAAAAUCUGUACUUGAAAUAAAGAGAACCAAGAACUCAUGGCUAAAUUAGAAGGAAAAGGACAAACUGGUCCUACAAAGAUUGACGAGAAAGCUAAUAUGAAUAGGCAUGAACAUUUUGCAUACUUUAAGAUACCAAAGAUGAUCAAUGAUAACCCUGACAGUGUCAGACUUACCCAGAUAUCUAUGGCAGGGAAAGAUAUUAGUGAAUGGAGUCCUGACCGUAUUCAGAUCAUUAAGAAAGCCUUUAGCGAUAUCUUAAAUUAUAUGUUGGCCAAAGAUAAUAAGUGCUUUGUUGCUGCCUUUAAAAAUAUGAAGGCUAGUCAAUAUAUCAAAUAAAAUGAAAAGCAAGCGUACUCUCAAAAGAAAAUAUAAGCAGCUGAGGAAGCUUGAAGAGUCUCACCCAGAACAAAUAAUGCUAAAUAUGGAAUAUUCUGAGUCUAUGAUGAAUUAUAUUGAAAAAUAGUGGGCCAGAGUAUCUGAGAACCUGCACCGUUUAUAAAAGCCUAGCUAAGAAAUUAAUUACAAUCAGAAAUGAAAUUUUACAAGCUGGCAUUAAAAGAGAACAAUAUUUCGAAGAAAGUGGAUUUAUUGAAGCUCUAGAAAAAUCAGACUUUUCCAUUCUCUCAGAACUUAUCGGAAGACUAGAUGGAACUAAAUACCUUUCCCCACAUUUUCUAUGGGAUCUUCCUAUCAGAGAUCCACAAUCGAAAGAAUAUAACAACUGUGAGCUUUCUGAAUAACAAUCAUUUCUCUCUCAAUAAAAGCACCUCCAAAUAAUAAUUUUAUACUUUAUUCGCAACUUUCAAC
This is a messenger RNA of Moneuplotes crassus, 1008 nucleotides long. The record is from the annotation of a GenBank genome assembly. NCBI's taxonomy places the organism in Eukaryota, Ciliophora, Spirotrichea, Euplotida, Euplotidae.